This is a messenger RNA of Oppiella nova, 2639 nucleotides long. NCBI's taxonomy places the organism in Eukaryota, Metazoa, Arthropoda, Arachnida, Sarcoptiformes, Oppiidae. The record is from the annotation of a GenBank genome assembly.
GUCAGUAUUGUGUUGUUUAUCAUUGUAUGCAUGCAUUGAGUGAUGAAUACCUAUGGUCUGUAAACAAGAGAUAAACUCUUAUCACUGCAUACUUGAAAUCAUUUCACAUCACAUUCACUGUUGACUAAUGACUUCCAAACAAACGCCAAAGUUAUCUAAUCUAUGAUCUCAUAGCAAAUCCAAUGCAAGACUAUAACGACGACAAUAGCGACCAAAAUGAGCACCAAUUGAGACGAGCGGUUAGUUUAGAUCCGAGGAUGACUACACCACAAGAGACGGUCACCACGAGCUCGGCCUCCAUUCACGCGAACCCUAUGUUUGACGGCAACGACGACCACACCAUCGAUGGCAGGAACUCAUCGCUCAGAAGGCAGGUGUCAGAGCCCGCGCGCAAUCAGCACCGGAUUAACCCCACGGUCACCAGAGCUGAAUCCAUUAAACAAAUGGCUGUGAGAGGAGCGCAACAACUCUUCGGCAUCACUGAAGACAGUGACUCACACGACGACGACAUAUGGCUUCAGAGGCGGCGAAGACUUCUUCGUAAUUACGGAAAAUUGAAACAAAAGGAAGAGCCGGUGAUCCCAUUGAGGGCUCGCACGACAACAGAAUCUCCAGGUUUUGAUGAAACCGACGGUGUCUUAAGAACUAAAAUAAUGACAGCAUUUUCAGAAACACAAAGAGAUUUGAGUCCUGAAGACGUCGCUCGAAAGCCUGCCCUUAAGAUCACUAUGAAAGCCAUCGCAAUGGCGUCCAAUGCUAUAAAGAAGAGACUAUCGAAUCGAACGGAUCAACUGGUCUUAAGACCGGAUGAGACGGGAGACGCGAGGCUUGAAAGGGGCGACGGAUCGCAAACGUUGACCGCAGACAGCGUUUUCUUACAAAACGACGCGUUUGACGGAUCCUUUGAGGACUUCUUUGUCAAACCGGCAGAACCGAGAGUCGAGUCGCACGAAGAAGUGGACGCUAGUCAUCGGAGGCCACCAAUGGCUGCUCCAAACAUGUGGUCCAUUCAGAGACAAGUGUCCGUUAAGGAGAAGAGUAUUCCCGAACAGAUUUACCAGCAAUUGCUGCGAACGGAUAACUCGAAUCGUCGAGAAUUCGGUUUAGGACUCAUCGACAGACUCCUGGGCCGGCGCCGGAAGAAGGAUCUGUCGAAAGAGGAGCGCACAUCCCUAUCGAACCUCGAGAACCAUAUCGACGACUUUCGGCCGUUCUUUACUUACUGGAUCACAACCGUCCAGAUAUUGAUACUUAUAAUCUCGUUGAGCGCGUAUGGGUUCGGCCACUGGGGCUUAGAUAAGACACAAAUCAGUGGUUUAGUGUACGUCAAGAGUCUGUCCCUACAGCAAGUCGACUACUUCGAGCUCCAAAACUUUUGGUUUGGACCCCGUUCUGCCGAUUUGAUACAUUUGGGCGCUAAGUACACGCCGUGUAUGCGAAGGGAUGAGAAGGUCUACAAACUAAUAGAAGGCGAGAGGAGUUACGAGAAGACCACCGGUUGUUGCAUCAGAAACGACGGCUCGGGUUGUGUCCAAACGCACACUAAUAAAUGUUCACCAUUGCUCUCAUCGUUCACCAAAUGGGAAAGAGGCGGUUCCGACAGUAUGGGCAGGAAUUCGGGUCCAGUCUGUGGACAAGACCCUCGCUUUUGCGAACAGCCGGCGUCUAUUGAGCCGUACGAGUGGGCCGACGAUAUCACUAAGUGGCCGAUUUGUCGCAAAACGUCGACCAAAGCUGCUAUUUUUGAGCCACACAUGAGGUGUGAACUCAUAGCCCGUCCGUGUUGUCUGGGCAUCAAUGGCGAGUGUCACAUAACGACGCGAGAGUUUUGCGAUUUCAUUAAAGGCUUCUUUCACGAAGAGGCGACCCUUUGCUCACAAGUGUCGUGUAUGGGAGACGUGUGCGGAAUGAUUCCGUUCUACUCGGACGACAGUCCCGACCAAAUCUACCGGAUAUUCACUCCGAUCUUCCUUCACGCGGGUUUGGGUCAUAUCCUCAUUACAGCGCUCUUCCAGUUCUUCAUUAUGAAAGAGAUCGAGAAAAUGACGGGUUGGGCGCGAAUGGCCGCCAUUUACUUAGUCUCGGGUAUUACGGGGUAUUUAGCGAGUGCUGUGUUCCUACCAUUCCGUCCAGAGGUCGGGCCGGCUGGCAGUCUAUACGGAGUGAUGGCUUACUUUUUCGUUGAGUUGAAGUAUAUGUGGAAAUUCAUGGAGAAUCCAUACCUAGUAUUAAUGAAACAGAUAGCGGUGGCAACCGUGCUAUUAAUGUUAGGAUUCCUGCCAUGGAUUGAUAACUACGCUCACGGCAAUUACGGGAUUUAUAAUCGGACUCUUAUUGUCAUUCGCAUUGAUCCCGAGUACUAUCACCGCUGAGAACAGAACCCGAAAAAUAUUGAUAAAAACCGGUUGUUUUGCGAUCGUUGUGUUCAUUAUAAUCACAUUAUUAGUGCUGUUAUACAAAGUUCCCAUUUAUGACAUCAAAGUAUUUAAAUACUUUAAUUGCAUUCCGUUUACUGAUCAGUGGUGUGCCAGUCAUGACAUUCAAGUCAACAGAAUCGACAUCUUGUAAUCAAAUCAAACGCAAGCUUUUGUAGCUUUACAUCAAUUGUUUUGUAAUAUUUUCCAUAUUUUCUAUUAUAA